AUGGCGGGCAUUAAACGUAAACUUGAUUCCACCAAAGGAUCAGCUGCAGCGACUACUGGCAGCGCAACAGGCGCAGCCCCUCCAAAGACGCCUAACUCUACUGUUGGUGAUACUGCUCAUAUCCGCGUGACACGGAGUCUACGUGCAAGUCAAGAUGCGCGGGCGAACCACACUGAUAACAACAAGAACAGCACAAUCCACCCAAUGCAUAAUAGGAGUAGUAAUAGUCGCCCUUUGUCGCGUAUAAUUACGCUCAGUACCCGUGCUGCUCGAGCCAACAGCGCUGCCAGAAAUGCAUUGAAUAACGCAGCAAACAAUGGAACGAAUAGCCCAUCAAAUGCCGCUCGUGAGACUCGGGCUUCUCGAACUCGCGCUGCAGCCCCUGUUGCAGCUGCGGCACCCGUACCCGCACCAAGUCAGUUUGACGGAACAGCCUUGAAUGUGCCUGAAACCCCGCGGUCUAAGAGGGUCAGACGAGGUCCAGCAGUCGAGGAAACUCCAAGAAGUACGAGACAGUCUGCUAGACUGCGGUCUCACGUCAACCCCUCUUUUAACGAUAACGCUUCCUCUGAAGUAGCCAUUACCAAACAGUUCGAAGCAAGCCCCUCCAAGGGGGUUACUCCUAGUAGUAGAACUAGGAAUAGAAGCCGGCAAUCUGUGGAUGCUGCACCUGAAACUACUCAAAGCAGUGUGAACUCUAACGUAACCACCGAUAUGAGGCCUCCAUCCCCGGAAGACAUUAUCCCAGAAACCAUCGAAGGACUUAAAGAAACAGAAGGCGAUCAAGACCCGCAUGAAUCCAUGGAAUCAACUCAAGCUGCAGGAGAGUUACUGGCGGGCUCCACGUACCAGGAGGACAACCAUGAAACGAAUGAGGUGAGCAUCCAGGAGAUCGAGGGUAUGCCUAGUCCUGCGAAAACUUCCUGUUCAUCUGGAUCUCGAAAGCGCAGAUCUUCGGAGCCAGAAAACAAAGGUACUGCAGAGUUUACCAGUAUUCUGGAUCUUCCUCGCCAAAUAUUGAAAGUGGAGGAUGGGGAGCUCGAUCGUACGGCAGAACAAACGUUACAGGGAAGUACCGAUAUCAAAAAUGCGUCGCGCUCUCCCGAUGAUGAGGUGGAAGAUUCUAAAACUGGCGAUGACUCCCGCCAAAUAACGGAAGAUAUUGAAGAAUCUACUCCGGAGAAUGCCGCAGAGCCCACAGUUGGGAAGGCACUUCGUGGCGGGCGUAGUCGAGGACGAGGCCGCGGUGGGCGUAGCAGAGCUGCAGCACGCUCCGGCUCAAGCAAGCGAGGCCGUGGCGGUGCUCGUGCUGCUCGUGGUGGGCGUGUUGGGCGUCAAUAUGAUCGGUCAAGUGAUGUCGAGCAUGACCGUUCUCCCUCUCCUAGUGCAGCCACCCAAAAGCUCCGGGAUCGACAACGAGAACUGGAUAAAGCAUUUAGGAAGGUGGCGGCUGCCCAACGAUUGGCUUUGGCUGUUUUAGCUUCACAGUCUCAGAAAAAGCUCUCCCGCGAUAAGAACACCCACAGAAAUGUACCCGAGUAUGAAGAAAUUAACUCACUCCUGAAGGCAAGGCUCGAAGAGAGGCUGGAUGUUUUCCGCCAUGAAUAUGAGCUCCGAGUUGAGCAAGAAAAUAGGCUUUUCGCUGCUAAUAGAGAAGCAAUCGAGGAAAGAUUUCGAGCGUCAGCCCGGUACAUCAAAGAAGAACAUUACUUUGCAAGCCAGGGAGAAUAUAUGGCAUUUGUGGAAGGCCGACGUGCUGCGGAGGAUGAUGAGCACACUGAAACUGAUGGCUCUGAAACCGAGCCUGAGCGUGUUAUUCCACCAGCAAAGGAAGUCGUGAGGGGGUUCAAUUCUUCCUUCGUACGGAAUCCUGCUGGAGCCGCUUCCUACGACCGUGCUAGGUAUGGCUGGGACGAUUUCGUCCAGCGUGCUAAGUUAGGCGAUGAUAUCGACCCACAGAUGAAGGAAAUGAGGGAAGCUGGACCGUUUGCUGGCUUUUCUGCUCGAGAAAUCAUAGACCUCUUACUAGAGGCAACUGAUAUCGUUGAAGUGCGCCAGAAAGCCAGUGUAGAGAAUCAGCUAAACCCUGCCUUCCCUGAUACGCGCCCGACGGCCUUGUUCGCAUUGGCCGAUGUGGCAGCCGCUGAGCUCCCUCGUCCUACCUUACCCCAAACCACAUCACGGCUUUCGGCACACAGAGCUCUCCUUCCGCAGCCUUCACAGGUGUCUCACGGGCCGACAGAUCCUCGAUCUUUCGUGCUGCCGCCCCCCACACCCCAACGGCAACAGCCCCGUCGGCUCCUCCCUGCUGGGCAGCAAAUUCCGCCCAUCAGUGAGCAACUCGGUCUCCCAGAUCCAUUCGCGAGUAGGGGUGGACCUCCACAGCUCCCCCCUCCUCCAGGGUCUAACUUCCAACGGCCUCCGCUGCCUAAUUACUUGACGAGUCAUCAUCCACAGAGUUUGUAUUAUCCGCCGCCACCGCCGCCUACAGCCCCGCCACCUGGCCCUCGCCCUCCAUAUUAG
This is a messenger RNA of Aspergillus bombycis, 2523 nucleotides long. RefSeq lists its product as uncharacterized. The transcript has 4 exons. Bases 1 to 2523 code for a protein of 840 amino acids. The record is from RefSeq and is a predicted model, not a curated record. NCBI's taxonomy places the organism in Eukaryota, Fungi, Ascomycota, Eurotiomycetes, Eurotiales, Aspergillaceae.